UUAACCUUUUCAUAUUUAUUUUAUCAUCAUACGGUACGUCUUUCGGCUCUAAGAAAUAAUUCAAGACAUAUAUUAUACUAGCAGCUGUCAGAAGACUCGGUGGGUUCGUUGGGUUGAUAUCACCUAUCCCCCACCCCCGCGGUUACAUCCAGCAUAGGUUCUACACGAGUCAGUGAUAAGCAGGAUUAUUUCUUGGUAUCCAUCCUACAUGAAUCCGUUAUUUUUGGUAGCUAAGGGUAUGGCCUAGUAACAACUGUUCAUAAAGGAGAGAAAAAUAAUUCGGCAAUAAAAAGGAAGCGACACAUGGAAUUCCAAGCAGAUAAAGUGUUUACAUCAGAAUCACAUUAGCAAGUGAAUUACUGAUUCUUUUCUCUAAUUAAUGAAUGUUUUUUGGUAUUGUUUAUUGCGCAAAUUCCUUCAAUUAAAACUGAAGUGCGUCGUAUCAUUCGCGUAAUGCGCUGUAAAUCUUUGCCAAUCUCCCACCUCGACAGUUGGUACCGCGAUACGAUUGUGAAUUCAUCUAGAUCAGACCCAAGCAAGAAGUAACACAAGCUGAUGUUAUGUGUUCAUCGGACACUGAGCGUUCCGUGUUUAAGUGAACAAGUGGUUCGUAAUCUCGCAACAACUUCACGCUCGUCACAUGCACGGACGGAAUAAGUGACUAUAUUGCAAUUAAUUCAGGUAAAGGUCUACCUUGAACGAACUGGACUUGAACCUCCGAAUUCCUUUUUAGAUGUAAUCUAGCAAAGAUAGAACAGACCAACAGCCAUGACAAAUGAGACUUAUUUAUACGGCGGGGAUCAGAACCUUACAAGUUACCACUUUUGCAACCCGUACGUGUACAAAGAGGCGUUUGUGUUCUACGGGAUCCUGUACCCCAUUGUGGCCAUCCUCACCGUCGUCACUAACAUCCUGGUGGUCGGCGUCUUCCUGAAACAGAAAAUGAAGUCCCCCACCACCACCCUACUGAUCGGGCUCGCCAUCGGUGACGCGGGGGUUGGGGCGGUCACCCUCCCCCUGCACAUUUACUAUCACAGCCUUCAGAACUACAGGUUCACCCUGGAGUACCCGGGGUGUAUUUUUUACCACGUGGCGCCCGUCAUAUCCACCAUCCUCCACACAGUCUCUGUGUGGGUGACCACGGUGCUGGGCGUCCAGCGCUACCUGGUGGUUUCGCACCCGUUCAAAGGACCCAAGUAUUGCACUAUCAGGGCGUCGGUCAUCGUCCUUGUCUACAUCUACGUGUUCGCCACUGCCAUGUACUUUCCCCAGUUCUUUUAUCUGAACUACAGAGAAAUUGUUGUCAAUGGCGGAAACGGCAUUGUGUAUCAGGUUUGUGAGUGCUGGGCGACGGAUGUACCGGCAGUUUAUGAAGGGAAACUCAAAAUACUUAAACUCUCCCUGGCCAAAUUAAUUCCUUGCAUCAUAUUGGCGAUUACAACCAUCCUCCUGGUCAGAAAGCUUGACAAGGAAGCCCGACAGUCCGGCAGUCUCCACGCGGAACGACAAAGUGUGAACCGAGAGACCCGAGAGGCCAGGCUCAUUCGGAGGACAUCACUCAUGAUUGUUGUCAUAGUUGUUACUUGUUUAGUGGUAGAAGUUCCGAAUGGACUUCGCUACCUCACAAGGACCAUUAACCCGGAAGCUCUCGAUCCGGAAACAGAUUUAUUUUUAGUUGCAAUCCUAAAUGUAUGUACUCUCUUGAAUUUUCAUAUUAACUUCUGGAUUUAUAUCUGCCUAAGUCAGGAGUUCAGGAAAACCCUACGAUCUAUAGUUUGCCGGUGGAAUAAAAAGUAUCAAAAGGUACAUUUAAUGAGCCAGAGUUCCAUGCGAACUACCUCUGACAAUCUGUAAUUUGAUUGGUGUGUCGAUAUUCUCGCGGGAUUGUGACAUUUUUUAAACAAUCUCAGUGUGACCUCAUUGACUUACAUGAAUGCACCUUGAUUACCCAGCCUGUUUGGUUAUCUUGUAUUGUGACAUUUGCUCUGUGUCGUGGGCUGACCGAUUGUGAUUUAUAAGCAUGUGUUUUUGUGUCCCCAUGGAUGUAUUUCACGGAACGCAUUGUCUAAAACGUCGACUUCAUUAACAUAGACAAAUAGUUUAGAAACGUUAUUGUUUAUUUUUGUCGUUUUGUUCAUUAAAUGUUGAGACCAUUAGGUGCUUAAAUCACGAUUUUCGUGAAUUUUCAAUCCGAUAUUUCUAUGCUACACAAUCCAACUAUUUAAUGAUAUAAAGCAUCACGUAUGAGCUACCCAGUGAUAAAAGGGUAUAUGGGCCAUGGUACUUGAUCUCCAGAGGGCUAUAAAGAUCGGAAGAUUCAAAACAAAUCACAGAAAAAACAAACUUAUUCAAAGUAAAAGGUUCAGUUUAUGUUUGUUUUUUUUAGAAUCGAUGUAAAACAAAUGUUUUAUCUCGCCAUUAAACGCUGUCCUAAUUAUCUCCCAUCAAUGGAUUGAAAUUUCCACUGCAUCAAAAAUGCCCUGGAUUAACUGUUCGAUUUGUUUUAAUGAUUUUUUUUAACAAUCUCGAAGCUUACUCAAGUGAUGAACUUUUUGACCUGAUCCUUGCCUAUUGGAGUAGGGCACUAGUUUUCUAAAAAUGCUUUAGAUGCUAAAAAAACUGACACUUAGAAAUAUUUUGCUCUGAGCAUUAAAUCCACAUGUGUGGUCCGAUUUAAAAUAGCAUUAUGAAUGAUAAUGAUAAUGGAUUAUGAUAUUUUAAGGAUGGCAAACAAAAAGAAGGAUGAUUUGCAAGACAAAAUUUGCUUUGUUUUUAUCCCCCCCCCCAAAAAAAAUGAAUUUGAAUUGAAAGUGUCCUAAAGAAUGGCAAAGUUUACUUCAUCAUUUGUUAUUCCUUGUGUGUGUGCGUGUGUUUUUUUUCAAUUCCCUAAAGUCUUUUUUGACACACAACAGUUUUUAAAUUAUGUUAGUUUCAAACAAAAAACAAAACAUUCGUCGAAUCGGACCCUGGAGCUUAAUUCAAAGACGUGCUAGGGCUUAUUAGUUUUGAAAAGAUUGAUAUUUCAUUUACCUAAAAAAGCAAAAAUUUAUAUUUUAUUUUAUCAAUUUUCUAUGAAAAUGAAUACGUGCAUUUUUAUGAUGCUUCAUCAAAAUUUAGAUGACAGUUGUCGAAUUACAAGUGAGAUUAAGAUUCAGAAUUCUUUGUUUUUUAAACAAAGCUCAGGUCUUUUUUGUAUACAGUAUGUAUAUGUGUUGAAUUGAUACAGGUUUCAAUCAACUUUUGCUCUUUUUCUAAAGAAGUUUGUUUUUAUCUAACAUUGAAACAGUUAAUCUUGUUUGCUUCGAAUCCUAGAAUUUUUGAAAGAUAUGGUAUUUUCUUACAGAACAUUAUAUUUGUAAACAAAAACAGGAAUAAAGCUUUGAAUUUUAACGUCAGUAUCUCGAUUGUAACUUGACUUUUAGCAUUCAAAAUACUACAGUAAACCUUUCGAUGCAUUAAAUUUAUUUUUUUUAAAGUUUUAAAAUCGUAUCUAGGUCCCUUCAAGACGUAUUGAUAAAGGCUUGGUUGAACAAUCAAUCACUAUGUUAAUCUAUAUGAAUGUCUUAAGAUUGGAGAAAUAUUCUUAAGUUUU
Molecule: messenger RNA, 3592 nt
Organism: Magallana angulata
Lineage: Eukaryota; Metazoa; Mollusca; Bivalvia; Ostreida; Ostreidae
Product: sex peptide receptor-like
Exons: 2
Coding region: 769-1854 (361 amino acids)
Biological process (GO): G protein-coupled receptor signaling pathway
Cellular component (GO): membrane
Molecular function (GO): G protein-coupled receptor activity
Source: RefSeq, a predicted model, not a curated record